AUGAGCACGAAAUUCCGAUGGGCGGAGUACGUUCUCAAUAUGAAAAAACAACCGCCGUUACGGUAUGUUUUUUUCGAAAAAAUUAGGAAAUGAUUAAUGCACAAACUGAAACCCUGUCUUACAGCAUUGUAGAUUAAAAACCAACUUUUUUAGGUGAUAUAGCAAAAAAUAUUGUGAAAAACUAGUGAACCAUAGUGUUUUGGCUAUGUAUUGUUUAGAAAAUAAGGAAAAACUUGAAAAAUUUGCGUGAUUUUAGAUUGUUCAAUUUUGGCAACAAACGCAAAAACAAAAACCUUUAAAAUAAUCAAAAAUAACAAUGUUAAACCAUAGUUAUUCUACCGUAGCUCUAGCCUAAAACAGUCUUAUCCCAGCUCUAGGCUAAACUUAGUGUACUAAACCGAAGAUUUCAUUAACUCAAACGAAAGCUUAAACCCUAACAUUAAAGCCAGAGCUAGAGUCUGAGAUAAGCCCUGAGCCUGUGUUAAAGUCUAAGCCUAAGCUUGAGCCUAACUCUGAGCCUGAGCUUGCGAUUGUGUCUCAAACUGCGUCUGAUUCUAGGCCUGAGCCUCAAGCUGAGCCUGAGCCUGAACGUGAGCCUGAGCCUGAACGUGAGCCUGAGCCUAAGACUGAGCUUAAGCCGGAGCCCAAGCCUGGGCCUGGGCCUGGGCCUGGGCCUGGGCCUGGGCCUGAGCCUGAGCUUCAGACUGAGUCUGACUCUAGGCCUGUGUCAAAGCCUGAGCUUGAGCCUAAGCCUGAGCCUAAACAUCAGACUAAGCCUGAACUUUAG
Molecule: messenger RNA, 787 nt
Organism: Bursaphelenchus okinawaensis
Lineage: Eukaryota; Metazoa; Nematoda; Chromadorea; Rhabditida; Aphelenchoididae
Source: the annotation of a GenBank genome assembly